UGGCCUAUGGAAUCCUCCUCAUAUUUUCCCUGAUGUUACUCCAAAUGUAGCCAGUCUGCUACAGUCAAGUGAUAGCUAACAGAGUUCCAUGGUGACCUCAUAGAAGAGCUGCUUGGGAUUAAGAGGGGGAGCUGCUAUGAUGGCUUUUACUCAGGAGGACAGUUGACACUCAAAUGAACUAACUUCUUUCUGCAGGAUCCAGCAGGAUUAGCUGGUGAGAGUCAAUUAACACAUGGUCAUCUAAAACAUCUGGGGAUGAAAAAUCCAGAGAAUGAAUCUCCUCUUAAAAGAAAAUCUAAUGACUCUGAGGAAAAUCAAACCAGAUAUGACACCUCAUACCUCAAGUCCAAUAAACCCAGAAAGAAGUUCAAGGAUUUGCCUCCAGCUGAGACAAUCACAGAAAGCCUGUCUUCCUGCUCCCAACCAGAGACAGAAGCAUGUAUUGACCAGGAACAACUACAAAUACUGGAAAGAAUGUUUGAAGAGACUGCAGACCAUACUGGAGCUUUGACUAUGGAAAGUUUUCAAAAGGUGAUGAAGGAGGCAUUUUCAUCUUUGACUGAUGAAGCUGUAGAAUACAUGUUUUGGAAGGUGGAUGCAGAUUGUGAUGGAUUGGUGACCUGGCGCAAAUAUCUGGAUUACCUGAUGCGAGAGUUCCAAGGGAAGGAAGAGAUGAGGAAAGGCCAAUAUCGACUGCGUCUCCAACCACCUAUGAGGAUUGUUCCACUGAAUCAUGGACAUGAGAUUGUGAAGCUGCAAUUCUUAGCCAGUUCGUAUAAGGGAUCUAGUGGGCGCUUUCUUACUGUCACAAAAGACGGAAUCCUUCAGUUCUGGGAUGAGACCUUUAAGCUGCUCCGGACAGUCCAUCUGGACCAGACAAAUCGCCGUCACACCCAGCAGAUGUGGGUCAACGACAUGGUAUGUCUGGGCAACAUUAACCUGAUGGCAAUUGCAUCUACUGACCAGGAUUUAGAAUUCUUUGACAUUGGUGGAAACAAGUGCCAAAGGUCUUUCAUCUUUAUUGACCUGGACAGUUGUGCUUUAGUCAUGGAUUACUGGACAGACCAACAGAAAGGUGUAUUUUGUGUUGGUGAUACAAAAGGCAACGUUCUCAUCUUUGUCUCAGAUGAUAUUAUGGAUUCUGGAUUGUUUCACCCAUCUGUCUUCCAGCACAGAACAAAGAUUGAAUGUAUCGGGAGAACAGAAUCAGGUCCUUGCAUGAAAAUCUCUAUGCAGAAUCUUCUAACUAAAAAAUCUAGAACACACAGAAGUUACCGAUUGAAGGCAAUUCACUCCAACUGGUGCCAGCAGAUUAAGUUCCUUCCUCAGAUAAACCUGGUGGCCUCCUGCUCAGCUAUUGAUAAUACAGCCAUGGUCCUAACAAUUGUGCCAUCUAUAAAUGAUCAACCAAGAACCUCCACAAUGACUUCGAGGAAGGGAAUUCUUUGUUUCGAUUACUGUCCAGACAGGAAUUUUCUUGUGACAGGUGGCUAUGAUCCGAUCAUUCUCCUGUGGAAUCCCCUUUUUAUAAAGAAACCCAUGUGGCGGAUGAAGGGACACCAGACCUCAGUGACUCAUGUUGUUGUGAAUGGAAAAAGCAGCUGCAUCAUCAGCAUCUCCAAAGACAAAAACAUACGUCUAUGGGAUACACACAACUUCUUGUGUUUCCAGUCAUUUUCAGGAAGAUUUUUUGCUCUGGGGAAUCAUCCUAUUACCAGUGUUUACUUCCACAUGGCCAGUGACACCUUUAUUUGUGGUACCUAUUCGAUUGGGAUUCUUAACGGCUAUCUUGAGGCCCAAGUAGGCAACUGGAAAAAGAUGGAGGAAGAGAACACUACCCACCAUACAAGUUUAUGUGGGAUCCUUUAUAGCAAGACUUUCAGGCAGGUGGUGAGCGGCUGCCUGAAUGGUGUGGUGAGCGUGUGGGAGAUGAUGACAGGGAAGAAGGUGAUGGAAUUUGCAUCAUCAGAUUCUAAAGAUAUGGAGCUCACAGCAAUGGCCCUGGAUGAGUUGGAACGAUGUCUCAUCACUGGCAUGAGAAAUGGAACAGUCAAAAUGUGGAAUUACAAUAUUGGGGUCUGCCUGUUGAACUUUCCCAAUCCAGACCAAAUGGAGGUCAAUGGAGUUGCUCAUAUGAAUGGGGUGUUCUAUGUGACAGGAUGGAGUAAGAGGAUAACUUGGUUCCUGUAUCGAAACAAUGAAGCAGUCCCUCUGUUUGACUACUGGCCUUACUAUCACACUGAGGAUAUCUUGUUUCUGGCCAAGUACCGUAACAACAUCCUGGGAUCAGCUUCUUACAAUGGUGACAUUUUCAUCUGGAAUGUCAACUGGGGGAAGCCCCUUGUUUAUUUCAAUGCUUCCAAGAGCCCCGGGGCCUUGAAGCCCAAGAAGGUCUUCAAGGAGGAGUACUAUUUGACACUUGCCGACUUAAUGAACAGGACAGCCAACAAGGUCAAGGUGAAGUCCUGGGCAAAGAAGAACCCCUGGCGGCCCUCGAGUAGGAGUUCUGACAAGACUCAGAUGCAGAGGAACCUGAUGUCUGCUCCACCUGUGAUAAAAGGCUUGGGAGCAAACACCCAAAGCAAGCAGCGUGCUCCUCUUUCUUCCCAGAAACCUUUCAGCGCAAACAUCAAACCAGCACAGGAGAAGACGAAACUUCAAGAUGGAACCUGGACCCAGAAUAGAGUUUUGAAGAAAGAAAAUGAGGAUUAUAUUAGGCAGGAAGAAAAACAAUCAGUGACGUCUGUGGAGAAGAUCAUUUUUCUGCCCACUCGGCAGCGGACACCUCGAACAGCCACCCUUCUGAGCAGUGGGGGCAAUGGCAUUAUUUAUGCCUGGUCGAUUCAUGACAAAGGGGGCAUGCUGGGAAAGUUCAAGCCAGCAGGUAAUGAAAAUCAGGAUUCAGUGGUUGGUGCCAUGGCCAGCGAUGAAAAGGACUGGAUUCUAGUAACAGGAGACUCUAAAGGGUACAUCAAGAUCUGGGACAUCAAGGAGUACUGUAGGCCAGCCAGUGAACAGAAGUUAUCCCCUGUCUGGGAAGAUAAAGAAGCUCAGGAAAAUACUUACCGGAAGUUAAUUUUUGCAGAGAAUAAAGUGGCAAAACAGCCUGAACCCCCCCUGAUACCUGAAGAGGAGGUCAAUGGCGGCCAUUCCGUUUCCCUAAUUCCUCCAGAGCUCCUAAUCUCCUGGCGGUCUCAUAACGGAGGUGUGACUGAUAUCGUCUAUGGGGACCGUUUCCAUGUGAUCAUCAGUGCUGGUGCGGACUUUAACGUCAAAGCCUGGACGAUCUUUGGCGAGGCUAUUGGAACAUUCGGCUUACACAUUUGGAGAAGACUUGUGCCUGUGGGGAAGUUGGAAAACUUAAAAAAAAUGUCCAUCCAUGAGACAACAGAAGAAAUUGAUUUAAAGGAAACCUUUAAAGAAGAUGAAUACACAAAGGUCCUAAGAGAGCAACGGAAGGAUCAGCUGGAAUUGAUGUCUCUAUUACAUAGCAAGUCCCCAGAGGCCAUGGCCAAGCUAAAGGAGAUGGCUGAACAAAGCAUGCUGGGGUCUGCCAAAGCUGGCGAGGGGAUCGAGGACAGUUGGAAUAAAUGGACGACGUCUGGGAUGAUGAGAAGUGACAUCGUUGGAAGGGCUUAUAAACCGAAGGAACGGCUACGCAAGACUGAGACCAUGAUGUCACCAAUGAGAUUUAUGACGGAAAGAGAGAUCUCUCCUUGGAUCUAUAGGAGUCUCCCGUACAAAGAGCUGCAAGAUUUGACCCGAUCCAACAUGGCCAUCAUGAAAACAACUAAGAUUCCCAAGAAAAAACAUGUUUGGGUAGUCACCCAGCAGAUCAUCAGGAGCCUCGCUUUGCCCAGGCAGCUGUCCAUUGAUGCAUCUAUGCAGUCUCAGAGCUUCUCUUAUUCUACCUCUCUUAAUUCUUCAUCCAAGACUUCUUCAGUCACUUCAAUAUCUUCUUUUAAGCUGUCUUCGGAUAUCUCCUCCCUUUCUUCUUUAAAGCAGACAUCGGUCUCAUCAUCAGCAGCCUCAAGGAAACAAUUCUAUUCUUCCACUGUAUCUUCCAAGAAAAGGAUGCUUUCAAAUUCUUCUUUAUCCAUGGCCACCAAAUUGUCCCUCGUAGCCACUUCAAUGCCUUCAGUAAAGAAGCCUUCGAUCCCAGAAAUAAAGCCUUUGAAGUCAAUUCUGUCAUCCCGAGUCAGGUUUUAAAGGAUGACCUCUCAUUGAAGUUGCCAGUCCACUGAAGGGAACACAGGAUAUUGAUGGACUCUUUUCUUAUUUUGCCAGGCCAAUUAAAGUGUAGGCUUGGUUGCUCCACUCUACCACAAAAUUCCCCUCCCAGAAUUAUUCCCCUCUCCUAUUGAGAUCUAUGUGUCACUUCUUCAGGAGAGAGAAAUAAAUUUUGUUUUGGGGUCUCAGAUUAAGUUGUAUUAUCCCAGGAUGUAUAUGUGGGGAGGGGGGGGAGGAGACCCUUUCUCAGAGGGAUGGGUCAUAAUUUCAUUUUCUAGGUCCAAUUAUCUCAUAUCUAGAAUUUCCACAUAACUCACUAAUGGGGUCUUUUUGAGAGUAUGUCUGAUGUGACCAUGGUCUAAGGGCAGAGAAUUUAGCUUUAAGCUGGAGACUUUAAAAAGGCUGCCAAAUUCUUUUUUGAAUUCUCUGUUAAUCAACAAUAUUUUGACACUGGCUAUUUUAUGAAUAAGUGUCUCUGACUUCUUUUAAGUCCCAACUAAGAUUCCAUCUUUUACUGGAAGCUUUCUCUAGCCCCUCAAGUCUAAUGCCUUCUCUCUGUUAAUUUUUUCCUAUUUAUACUGUACAUAGUUUGCUUGUAUAUAUUUGUAUGCAUGCUAUCUCUUCCAUUAGAUUAUAAGCUCCUUGAGGGUAAAGACUGUUUUUUGUUUCUUUUUGUUAUCCCCAGCACGCAUGUAGUAGGAUCUUAAUAAAUUUUUUUAAUUGA
Monodelphis domestica (gray short-tailed opossum) is the source of this 4954-nucleotide messenger RNA. It is a transcript of the gene EFCAB8, whose product is annotated as EF-hand calcium binding domain 8. Gene Ontology annotation, molecular function: protein binding. The record is from RefSeq and is a predicted model, not a curated record. NCBI's taxonomy places the organism in Eukaryota, Metazoa, Chordata, Mammalia, Didelphimorphia, Didelphidae.